Molecule: messenger RNA, 4038 nt
Organism: Ipomoea triloba (trilobed morning glory)
Lineage: Eukaryota; Viridiplantae; Streptophyta; Magnoliopsida; Solanales; Convolvulaceae
Exons: 6
Coding region: 16-3705 (1229 amino acids)
Biological process (GO): protein phosphorylation
Molecular function (GO): polysaccharide binding; protein kinase activity; ATP binding
Source: RefSeq, a predicted model, not a curated record
CUCCCUCUCUAAUAUAUGGAUCCCAACCUCAUCUGUCCAGCCAUCUUGUUUCUCUUCAUCAUCCUGUUAAUCCAGGCGCCUCUAGCUUUGUGUCAAUUUAAUGACAGCUUUAGUGUGUCUGAAACCUGCGCCGAGUCAUUCAGUUGCGGCAAUAUUGAUGCUAUAGGCUACCCUUUCUGGGGAGGAAAUCAGCCCGCCUACUGCGGCCACCCAAGUUUUAUGCUGGACUGCAAUAUUGAUUCCCCCCCGGAAAUUACAAUUCUAUCAGUGAAAUACAAAGUUUUAGGUAUCAGCAGCCAGGCGGCCACUAUUGUCAGCUAUGAUCUAUCAACCAAUAUUUGUCCCUCCAACCCUCAAAACACAUCCUUGGACUUCAACCUCUUCAGCUACGCUCCCUCUGUCAACAACAUUACCCUGUUCUACGGUUGCACCACCACAAACCCUGUUUCAGUUCCAAUUCCAAACCUCUUCAACUGUUCCGACUCAAAUAAAAAUGUCCUCUGGUCGCCCAAUACAGGAUUGCCAAAUAUCUCCAGGAAUAACAUCAGUUGCGGGAGUGAGAUCUUUGUUACUGUCACUCAAGAAGCUUUUGAGGCUUUACUUAACGCUUCCGUUGUUACGGAGGAGCUCCUAAGAACAUCCGUGGGUGCUGGGUUUUCUGUGGAUUGGGAAGCAUAUAAUAGCUUAUGCGACAACUGUACUGGGUCAGGGGGGCGAUGCGGUUCCAAUGGUGAUUCCAUUUCAACGCAAUUUGUUUGCUACACUGAUAAUGCUAACAGUAACAACAACAGCAAUAAAACGCCUCUAAUGGCAAUAGGUCUUUGCAUAACAGGUGUUGUGCUGCUUACUGGUGUUGGCAUUGGAUUGCAAAUAUUUAGACAAAAAAGAAAGUGGGUUGCAGCAAAAGAACUAGAACAUGAACGAGUGCUGCCUGUUCAAAACAUUGAAGCAUUCAUAAGGACUAAGGGAUUUCAUGCUACCAAGUUAUAUACUUAUUCUGAUAUAAAGAAAAUGACUAAUUCAUUCAAUGACAAGAUUGGACAAGGAGGUUUUGGUAGUGUAUACAGAGGAAAGUUACCUGAUGGAUGCCUAGUAGCUGUGAAGCUAUUGACCGACACAAAGGGUAAUGGAGAAGAUUUCAUCAAUGAAGUUGCUAGCAUUAGUCAAACUUCCCACGUGAACAUAGUUACUCUUGUAGGGUUCUGUUACCAGCAGAAAAGAGCUUUGGUCUAUGAAUUCAUGCCUAAUGGAUCAUUAGACAAGUACAUAGGCAACAAAGGGUUACCAAAUAUGAGUUGUCUCGAGUGGAAGACAUUGUACCAAAUUGCAAUUGGCAUCGCUCGAGGACUAGAAUAUCUACACAGAGGGUGUAACACAAGAAUCAUGCACUUUGACAUUAAGCCUAACAACAUUCUUUUGGACAAUGAUUUCACCCCCAAAAUCUCAAAUUUCGGUUUGGCAAAACUGUGCAAAAAAAAGGAGAGCAUUGUAUCACUAUCAAUGUACGGCGCAAGAGGAACAAUAGGAUACAUUGCUCCAGAAGUUGUCUUCAGAAGCAUUGGAAAUGUCUCCCACAAAUCUGAUGUUUAUAGUUAUGGCAUGACCGUUAUUGACAUGGUAGGAGUAAGGGAGAAUGUAGGCGCGGAUCAGACAAGUGACUCGUAUUUCCCAAAUUGGAUAUAUGAGCAUCUGGAACAAGGAUUAGAUUUCAGUCUUGAAGGCAUCACAAAUGAGGAGGAUAAAGAAAUGGCAAUGAAGAUGAUAUUGGUUAGUUUGUGGUGCAUCCAAACCAAUCCAGCAGAUCGCCCUUCCAUAAGAAAAGUGGUAGAGAUGUUGGAGGGAAGCACUGCCACUUUGCAGAUUCCACCUAAACCAUAUUUCUCUCCUCAAAUUCAUGACUCACCUCAGCAAUCCCCUACAUCAUCAGUUACCACAGAAAUCUGUGGUGACAUCAGUGAUGUGGGAUAUCCUUUUCGUAGCGAAAAUGGUCCUGCCUACUGUGGUUAUCCUGGUUUUGAGCUCUCCUGCAAUGAGGGUAACACAACCAUUGAUAUCAUGAACCAGACAUAUCGUGUCUUGGAAAUCAAUCAGUCUUCGAAAACAAUGAAGAUAGCCAGAGAAGAUAUGAUGGAAGGAAAAUGCCCCCAAAAUUUUGUUAACACCACUCUGGAUAACUCCUUCUUUGAAUAUACUACCAGCUACAUAAACCUCACCUUUCUAUAUGGUUGCCAUGGAGGAAUUAAUAAUAUUCCAGGGAUAGCCACUAUUCCUUGUGGGGAUAUCAAUGAUGCUUAUGUAUUGCCACCAGGAGGAACUAGGGUUUCUGUAAAUUGUAGCAGAAGCAUGAUAGUUCCAGUGCCUGUAGAAGUUGGAGGGUCUAUUAAUUCGACGCUUUUAAUGAAAGAACUUAAAGAGGGGCAGGAGAUUAGAUGGAAGAUGGAUAGUAAGGCAUGUGAUGAUUGCACUAAAUCUAAGGGAAGGUGUGGAUUUAGCAUGUUCACCAAUCAAACUACUUGUUAUUGUCACAGCCCUCCUUAUAUAUCUGAUACUUGUUCAGUUUCUAUCCCAACAGCCUCUCCUGCAAUUCCAGGUCUUGGCAUAGCAGGUGCUGUGCUGGCUGGUGUUGGCAUUGGAUGGCUAAUAUUUAGACAUAAAAGAAAGCGGGUUGCAGCAAAUGGACAAGUGCUGCUUGUUCAAAACAUUGAAGCACUCGUAAGGACUAAUGGAUUUCAGUCUACCAAGCUUUAUACUUAUUCAGAUAUAAAGAAAAUGACUAAUUCAUUCAGUGACAAGAUUGGUCAAGGAGGUUUUGGUAGUGUAUAUAGAGGAAAGUUACCUGAUGGAUGCCCCGUAGCUGUGAAGCUAUUGACCAACACAAAGGGUAAUGGGGAAGAUUUCAUCAAUGAAGUUGCUAGCAUUAGUCGAACUUCUCACGUGAACAUAGUUACUCUUGUAGGGUUCUGUUAUAAGAAGAAAAGAGCUUUGGUCUAUGAAUUCAUGCCUAAUGGAUCAUUGGACAACUACAUAGGCAGCAUGGAGUCGCCUAAUAAGAAUUGUCGGUUGGAGUGGAAGACAUUGUACCAAAUUGCAAUUGGCAUUGCUCGAGGACUAGAAUAUCUGCACAGAGGGUGCAACACAAGAAUCAUGCACUUUGACAUUAAGCCUAAUAACAUUCUUUUGGACAAGGAUUUCACCCCCAAAAUCUCAGAUUUCGAUUUGGCAAAACUGUGCAAGAAAAAUGAGAGCAUUGUAUCACUAUCGAUGUACGGCGCAAGAGGAACAAUAGGAUACAUUGCUCCAGAAGUUGUCUUCAGAAGCAUUGGAAGUGUCUCGUACAAAUCUGAUGUUUAUAGUUAUGGCAUGACAGUUAUUGACAUGGUAGGAGUAAGGGAGAAUGUAGGCGCGGAUAAGACAAGUGACUUGUAUUUCCCAAAUUGGAUAUAUGAGCAUCUGGAGCAAGGAUUAGAUUUCAGUCUUGAAGGCAUUACAGAUGAGGAGGAUAAAGAAAUGGCAAUAAAGAUGAUAUUAGUUAGUUUGUGGUGCAUCCAAACCAACCCAGCAGACCGCCCUUCCAUAAGAAAAGUGGUAGAGAUGUUGGAGGGAAGCACUGCCACUUUACAGAUUCCACCUAAACCAUAUUUCUCUCAUCAAAUUGAUGACUCACCUCAGCAAUCCCCUACAUCAUCAGUUACCACAGAAAUCUGAGGCAAAACAGGUCCAUAUAGUAUGGGAUCAUAUGAUGAUAUAAUCUCCACAAUCCUCUCUUCCUGCUGUUUUCCUCAAAUCAUUGCUUGAAAUCAUAAUAUUAUUGUUCAAAUUAGCUUUCCUUUUUGGAAAUGCAUUUCGUUUUUCAAUGAAGUAGCUUCUAAGAAAUGUGAAAUCUUUCAAACUAGGUAUCUCUAUUGAGUAUUAACUACUCAGGGUAGAAGAACAUACAUAAAGCAUAAGGACCUCAUUGUCCGAUUGUAUCAACAAGUGAAGAACCCUGUUAUGCGUCAAAGAUUUCUUGGCUAACAAAUAUGCCACUCUAUUCUGUUC